Hydractinia symbiolongicarpus is the source of this 3633-nucleotide messenger RNA. Its product is annotated as frizzled-5-like. The record is from RefSeq and is a predicted model, not a curated record. Bases 623 to 2365 code for a protein of 580 amino acids. Gene Ontology annotation, molecular function: Wnt-protein binding; Wnt receptor activity. Lineage: Eukaryota; Metazoa; Cnidaria; Hydrozoa; Anthoathecata; Hydractiniidae. Gene Ontology annotation, biological process: non-canonical Wnt signaling pathway; canonical Wnt signaling pathway. Gene Ontology annotation, cellular component: plasma membrane. The transcript is spliced from 3 exons.
GGCUUGACACAUUAAUAAAACACAUACAUAUCAUCAUUGAUGGUCAGUCAUACAGUAGGCUAGUUGAUGAAAAGCGCGAAGGAUUACCGAGCUAAUUUAACCCGAUUCAUUUGGAUCCAAUUAAGCUUCAACGGCGAGGGAAGAAAAGACCCCGUGCUGGACGCCAUUGUGAAUAACAUAUAUGCUAGAGAUUAUAGACUUUAGACAAAUCAAAGAAAAUAAAAGACAUCAACUUAUACAUGCUCGAAUGAUAACAACUAUCCUAAUAUAACGAGAUUCAGCUAUUAUAGAAAACGGAGACAAUACAAACACAGAAGAGAGUGCAGAAAGAAAAGCGAGUAAACCAACAGAACAUUAUCGCAGCUUUUUUGAAGUAUAAGUACUGCGUUUGGUUACACAUGCGAUUAGUUUGUAAACAAACAUAUUCAGAUUGACGAAGUUUUCACAAAGAUAAAGUCAAGAAUUAAAAUUAUCCGAAGUGUUUCUGAUAUAUAUAUAUUUUAUGUAUAAACAUAUAUUUGAGACACACAUCAGACAAAAAUAAUAACAGACGAAGCUAUUAUUUAUUGAUUUUAUAACACCAAAAAGGCCACAACACGUAAAGAAACUUUUAAAGUCGGAAAUGGAGCGGUUAUUUUAUACUCGACUGAUAAUUAUAUCUUUUUUACUUGUGGGUUUAACUUUGUCGUAUCGUGGAGACAGACGUUUCAAGAAAAGAAAAUGCGAGAAGAUCACAAUUCCGCUAUGCAAGGACAUUGGUUAUAAUUUAACAUACAUGCCGAAUCAGUUCAGCCAUAAGACACAGUUCGACGCUGGGCUUAUCAUCCAUCAAUUCUGGCCGUUAGUAUUAAUAAAUUGCUCUUCGCGGCUUAAACAUUUCGUGUGCUCGUUAUACGCACCAAUGUGUGAUCCGAUAUUUCACAAGGAGAUUGUACCCUGUCGUUCGUUUUGCGAAGAAGUGAAAGACUCGUGUGAACCUAUCAUGAAACAAAAUGGUUUUAAAUGGCCGGAUCAUUUGAAAUGUGGUAAUUUCCCAACACGACAGGAGAAUAACAUAUGCAUGAAACCAAGUCCUGAGAAGAAAUCACCAAGCGAAAAACCUACGAUAUCUUCAGCUACGAAAGGGAAAAUUCCGAAAGUCAAAAUAAUAACUCCUGAAAAACCGUCUCACAAAAAACCUCCACGCAACACACAAUCAAAGCCAAAACCUACAUCAAGAUUAAUUCGAACCAUUAUAAGAAAAAAACAGUGGAAUGGAGGUUGCGGAUGUCUCUGCCAACCUCCUUUCGUGUAUCCAAACAAAAGCCAGAGGGCUGGUGAGGAGACACCACCAUGUGCGUUGCCCUGUAAGAAAUACUUCUUCAGUGAAAAUGAAAAUAAUUUCAUGACUUUUUGGAUUGGAUUGUGGUCGAUCAUUGCAUUUAUCGCGACGUUAAUAACAAUUCUUACAUUUUUGGUGGAUCGAGCCCGAUUCGAUUACGUGGAACGUCCUAUUAUACUGAUCGCGUUUUGUUACGUUCUUGUAUCGUUUGGUUACAUCGUUCGAUUAAUCUACGGACACGAAGCUAUAGCGUGUAAUAGCAAGACCAACUUAAUACGUUAUUCCGCCACUGGACCAGCACAAUGUACAGCAGUCUUUAUUUUAACGUACUUUUUUACAAAUGUCGCAUGGAUUUGGUGGGUGGUACUGUCAAUGAAUUGGUUUCUCUCAACCGGCCUUAGAUGGUCUCACGACGCCAUUUCAUCGUAUUCGCAGUAUUUUCAUUUCAUAGCCUGGCUUAUUCCGACCGUUCAAACAAUGGCCAUCCUAGCGAUGGCAGCUAUCGACGGAGACCCGGUCAGUGGAUUAUGUUCUGUUGGAAACCAUGACAACAAUACAUUGACAAUAUUUGUUAUUGCACCACUAUUGAUAUAUUCCAUGUUAGCCUUUUCGUUUUUCGUGGCUGGAAUACUAGCAAUUUUUCAAUUGGAUAAAAAAACGAUAGUAAACACGCAACAAAGCGUGGAUAUUAAACAGAACAGAUACAUGUCUAAAAUUGGCGUGUUCACAUUCGUUUUGUUGAUUCCGGCAAUUACGCUAAUAGGUUGUCAUUUUUACGAACACAACAACAGAGAAGCAUGGGAAAAGUCAAAGAACUGCCCGUGUAUGGGAAACAAAAAGACACCGCAAUUUUAUAUGUUUUUGUUGAAAUACUUUAUGUCUCUAAUGAUUGGACUUGUAACUGGUUUCUGGGUACUGGAAAGUCGUACCAUGAGUGCGUGGAAGAAAUUAUUAAAAAGGUGUUCUGCGAGUCAAAGAUGUCAGCAUGAGAACAAUAAUUUACUGACUCAUCAUAAAUACCCUCAUCAGCCAGUAUCCUUGUAAAUUUUAAAAUAUUUGGCUGUUCCUCUUUCAUCUUGUAUUUAUGCUCAGUGUUUUGCUAAUUAAGAGUAUGGGUACGAGGUGGUAUUUAUAUACAUAUAUAUUUUACAAUAUUUUUGGGUAUCUUAUUAUUUAUUAAUUUUUUUAGUUUGUAAAAGUAUAUUUUGUUCCUGUGAAAAAUUAUAAAGUUCCUCCACUGUUUCACAUUUAAGUAUUAAUUAUCUGCUUGAUAAAAAAACUUAAAACAACUUUUUUUGAAAAGCAACUUUAUUGCAUUCAGGAUGCCAACCAACUGAGACGCUAAUUGAACGGGAUUUCCGGAGGCGAUCAGGAUUUACUACUACUUUGACGUUUUCGUUGACGAACAAAUAAACGAAAGGAAAUAAAAAUCCGAUAUAAGAAUUAAAAUUUUUAUAAUAAUAGAGGAAGGAUUACCGAAGGAAACAUAUUUUUAUUCUCCAAAUCGUUAUUUUAUCUUUUAAAAAGUUAUUUUUUCUGUUUUUAUAUAAAAAUAAUUUUACAUGAACAAAUGACCGGGACAGUUUUUAAAAUUGCUGUUUAAAACUCCCCUUGUUCUUGAGAAGAAAAAAUAACACAACAAUAAUAAUAAGUAAAGAUGGCAGCUGCAUAGCGUGGCAGCAUCAUGCUGAGAAAAUCAUAUGUGAAUUUGUUCAAGCCAUAUGGUAACUCCGGAAUAUAUUCACUCCUUUUGAUGGUUUACUUGAAUAACGUGUAAGAUAUAGCAACGUCUGAGAAUAACACGUUGGCACCUGUCUCAGUUGGAGGGAAAAGAUUUUUUUGUUUGUUUUUUUAUUUAUUUCACUGUAGAAAAAAAUAUUCGUAAUUUUAUAAUUCUUAAUAAAUAAAAUCUAUUUUGUUUUGAUCACUAUAUAUAUACGAUUUUGUCUACAGUAAAUAAAAAAGCUUACAAGAAAAGUCUGCAAAGUAAAAUUUACCUCGAUUACCUAACAAUUUUUCUCGCUUAUUCAGUUGUUUUCUUAUAUUUAAUUGUCUAUCUUCACGUAUUUUUUGAAAAAGAAAUCAGAGUUUGAUUUAAUCUUAUAACUCAAUAUUUCUCUCUUAAAAAUUAUCCCGCUGUCUAGCCAUGCUUCGAGCCAUGUCACCAAAACCCUCUCUUUUGUUGUCCUAAUUUAAAAAACAAUAUUAAAGUUGCUUGUACUUUUUUCUUCUCGAUAACAACAUAGAAAAAAUUGUAUAGAGGAAAUUGUAAAUAUUACGAAUAUUUAAAAUACAUGACCUUUUCCUACAAA